AUGGCGGCACCAAGCACCCUUCCAGCGCUGCUGGAUUCUUUGACGCAGUCAUUGACGACAUCACUCGACGCGGCACCAAAAGGCUCCAUUGCGCCGCCUCAAAAUGGAAUUUCACUUCUCGAUACCAAGAACGAGCUUCUUGCUUCCUACCUGCAAAAUCUGGUCUUCUUGAUCCUUCUGAAGUUGCGCAACGCCAAGAAGCAAUCCAGCGACGACGACAAUGCCGGCGGGACUAUGGAGACGGUUGUCAAGAAGCUGGUCGAACUCCGACUGUACCUCGAGAAGGGUGUCCGGCCCCUUGAAGACAAGCUGCGUUACCAGAUCGAGAAGAUUCUUCGCGCCGCGGACGACGCCGAACGGAACACCCAAGCAGUCAAGGCCGCGCAAGGUGCAGGCUCUGACGACUCCGACGACUCUGCUUCUGACGGAGAAUCCGGCAGCGACGAAGAGGAGGAGGAGGAGGAGGAGAUGAAGGCAGCCCACCUUCAAGCUCGGCCAGAUGCCUUUGUCAGACCCGCCGCUGCCUCCUCUGCUGUUGCAACCGCGGCGAAGAAUGGUGUCUACCGACCCCCGAGAAUUGCGCCUACCAUCAUGCCCUCUGAGCGCAAAGAGAAGUCUGAUCGCCGCCCACUCAAGUCCCACACCAUGGACGAGUUCAUCGAGCACGAGCUGUCGACUGCUCCCAUCGCCGAGCCCAGUAUCGGAACGACUAUUGUCAAUGGUGGUCGCAGGAUGAAGACGGCCGCGGACCGCAAGACGGAAGACGAGCGUCGCGAAUACGAAGAAGCCAACUUUACUCGUCUCCCCACGUCGAGCAAGAAGGCAAAGAAGGAGGAGGCUAUGCGUACCGGCAACGGCAAGCGUAUGCAAUUCGGCGGAGAGGAGUGGAGAGACCUCGGCGAAGGCGUCGACCGAAUCAACAGACUCACGGCCCGCAAGAGCGGUGGCGGCAGCAGCCGCGACAUCCUCGACAAGAGCCGGAAGCGCGGCCGGGACACCGCGGACGGACCAAGGGGCAGUGGCCAAGUCGAGAUGGGCGAGAGAUUCCAGAAGAAGGCCAAGAUGUUGGAGGCGGGCAGACGCGACAGAGGCAAGCGAUAG
Colletotrichum costaricense is the source of this 1101-nucleotide messenger RNA. Its product is annotated as Sas10/Utp3/C1D family protein. The record is from RefSeq and is a predicted model, not a curated record. Bases 1 to 1101 code for a protein of 366 amino acids. NCBI's taxonomy places the organism in Eukaryota, Fungi, Ascomycota, Sordariomycetes, Glomerellales, Glomerellaceae. Gene Ontology annotation, cellular component: nucleolus; small-subunit processome. Gene Ontology annotation, biological process: maturation of SSU-rRNA from tricistronic rRNA transcript (SSU-rRNA, 5.8S rRNA, LSU-rRNA). The transcript has a single exon.